Drepanopeziza brunnea f. sp. 'multigermtubi' MB_m1 is the source of this 1884-nucleotide messenger RNA. NCBI's taxonomy places the organism in Eukaryota, Fungi, Ascomycota, Leotiomycetes, Helotiales, Drepanopezizaceae. The record is from RefSeq and is a predicted model, not a curated record.
AUGGCGGUUCCUACGCAAUUUGCCUACCGAACACUGAAGGAGAUUGGCGUCUACGAUGCUGACCCGGUCUACGAGCCUUUGCCUGGUUUCCAGAAGCCCGAAGGCUCCUCCCGCUGCGCUGUCUACUCGCCCUGUGGCCGCUACUUUGCCUGGGCCUCCCCUACAGGCGUGACGGUCAUUGAUGCUUCGGUCGGAAGCAUCAUUACCACCCUACCUACGCCCAACGUCUUCGAGUUGGGUUUCUCUCCUCGAGGGUCCUACAUCAUCACCUGGGAACGCCCCUCCAAGGACGAGAACGGCGAUGCGGUGAAGAACCUCAAGAUUUGGCACACGGUCGAGAGCGUACCCGAGGGUGGGGAGAAGCAGGUCGUGGGGAGAUUUGUGCAGAAGAAUCAGUCGGGCUGGAACUUGCAGUACACUUUCGAUGAGCGUUACUGUGCCCGCGUUGUCACCAACGAGGUCCAGUUCUACGAGAGUGGCGACCUGGGUACCGUCUGGAACAAGCUGCGUGCUGAGGGCGUUGCCGACUUUGCUGUCUCUCCUGGCAACAACUAUUCGGUCGCUGUCUUCGUUCCAGAGCGCAAGGGCCAACCAUCCGCCGUCAAAGUCUUCAACGUACCUCAAUUCACCAACCCGGUUUCACAAAAGACGUUCUUCAAGGGGGAUAAGGUGCAACUGAAGUGGAAUCAGCUUGGUACUACUUUGAUUGUUCUAGCCCAGACCGAGGUUGAUAAGACGGGCAAGAGUUACUAUGGAGAGACUACACUGUAUGUGCUGAGCGCAAACGGUGGAUUCGAUUCAAGAAUCACUCUGGACAAGGAGGGCCCAAUCCACGAUGUGUCGUGGUCACCAAACUCGAAAGAAUUUGGUGUGAUCUACGGAUAUAUGCCAGCCAAGACCACAAUCUUCAAUUCACGAGCUGUGGCCACGCAUACAUUCCCACUUGGCCCGCGAAAUACCAUCCUGUUUUCGCCAACCGGUCGGUUUGUUUUGAUUGCCGGUUUUGGAAAUCUGGCUGGGCAGAUGGACAUCUAUGAUCUUGAAAAAGACUACAAGAAGAUCGUCACUAUCGAUGGUGGAUCCCCCAGUGUCUGCGAGUGGAGCCCGGACAGCAAGUACAUUCUGACUGCUACCACGAGUCCCAGACUGCGUGUCGAUAACGGCAUUCGUCUGUGGCACGUUGGAGGUGCGAUGAUGUACAACCAGGAUAUGGUGGAGCUUUACAGCGUUGCGAUGAGACCACAAAAGUUCGAGAGUCUCCCGUCUGGAGACCCCCUGCACCCGAUGCCCACCCCUCAUAGCUCGGCCUUGGCGUAUCUUGGCACCGUCAAGACACCCUCGAAGCCAGCCGGUGCGUACCGACCACCUGGAGCACGUGGAACCUCGACCCCCUUGCACUUCAAACGUGAGGAUGAGGGAGGAGCUGCUCACGUGGUCAGCAAUGGCACUUCAUUGGUAGGAUCCAACGGAUUCGGAAAGCAGAGACGGCAGGUCCCAGGUGCCGAGCCCAUGGAGCCGACCCUGCCUCCCGGAGCCGCUCCUGCCAACGGAGCCGCACCUGGAGCUGCUGAGGGCGAUGAGAAUUUGUCCAAGGCGGCAUUGAAGAAUAAGAAGAAGAGAGAGGCGAAGAAAGCCAAGGACGCGGAGGCCAAGGCAGCUGGGCUUGUUCCUAGCCAGGAGGAUGCACCAGAGCUCUCCAUCACGUCGCCUAGCGGAGGCAGCCCCAAUGCCAAGAAACUGAGAGCUCUGCAGAAGAAGAUUCGCGCCAUUGAGGAUCUUGAGAUGCGCCAUGCUGGUGGUGAAAAGUUAGAGGACACGCAAAUGAAGAAGAUCGGCACCAAGUCCGCCGUGCAAGCGGAGCUGGAUGCUCUCGGAAACGAGUGA